AAAUUGUCGACUGAGAAGGAUGAAUUGUUAGAUUCGGUUCGAAUACUUUUAGUUCGUGUUCAUUUCAGUCAUAGUUUUAAUUUGUUAUCGAAUAGACGAAAUAAAUAAUCUCUCUCGACCAUUUCGUUUCGGUACCUUAUAACGAUUUGUGAAAAAAUUUCCGUGUAUAAAACUCAUACGUUUACAUAAUAGUGUCAAUAAAUAUUUUUUAAUUUCUUUGAAUUUUUUGGAAAUAAGUGCUUAAAACUAUGGGUGAGACAGAGGGUGAAACUACGGCAUCUGAUGCCCGACCUUCGGAAGAGAAAGAAUCAACUCCAGCACAAGAAACUCUUCAAGUUCCUUUGCCAAAGAAACGUAAAUUAAAAUCCCCUACACCAGGUAGCUUACGUGGUCGUAGUGCAACUCCAAUACGCGGUAGAAGUCAAACUCCUUUCACCUUGUACAUGACACGUCGUAGUGCUACACCGUCAACAUGGCGCAGCAUAACACCAUUUUUAAAACGCGAAGAAAAAGAAAAAACUCCCUUUGAGUUGGGCAGGGAUAUAAUGAUACAACUAACUUGCAACAAAGCAGUCUUUGACCGUGCUCUUAUUAUGGAUAUAUCAGAGACAGAGGAGAGCCAAAAACCUGUUCGUUACAUAACGUCAGAUAUGUCCGUUAUUGAUCGUGCUGCUGUAAUGGACGUUUCAAAUGUUGAGGUUAUCUAUGUUGUUGAAGAAUAUGAAGAAAUGGAGGAAGAAGAGGAAAUUAUUGAAGAAGUCAAACCAAAGAAAAAAGGUAAGGGUAAAAAGGCACGUACACCUAGAAAGUCGGUGGAUAAAGAUGCAAGUCCUACUGGAUCUGACGUAGAUGGCAAUGGUGAACAAAAUGGUGACAGGGAGGAAAGCAUGGAACCUGAUGAUUCGGACGAACCUGUUAAAAAAGGUAAAAAGAAAGCUGCACCAAAAAAGAAAGAAAAGAAAGAGAAAUCACCAAGUCCAAAGUUGACCUUGAAGCUAGAAAUAGGUGGUGGUCAAAAAGCAAGCAAGAAAAUGUUUGAACAGCAGGAACAACAAAAACCUGUAGCUGGGCCUAAGCCACCCCCAAAAAAGAGUAAACUACUUUUACAAAUGGAAGAACAAGCUAAAGCAGCUGCAAAGAAAGCCGAAGAAGAAGCAGCUACAGCUGCUGCAAAGCCGAAAGGUGAAACUUUUGCCGAACGACAGAAACGUUUGCAAGCCGAAAAAGAAGAACAAGAACGUUUAGAAGCUGAAAUACGCGCACAACAAGAAGCUGAAAUGGAAGAAAUGGAGGCCUCCGGUGCUGAAGAGGAUGAAGGAGAUGAAGGUGAUGGCAGUGAAGAAGGUGAUGAGCAUACAGAAUAUGGUGAACAUGGUGAAGGUUCUGAAGAUGAAUAUAAUGAAAGUCAUGGUGGUGAUGAUGGGGAAGACGAUCGUAGCAGAGGCGAUGAAGAUGGUGAGCGAAGUGAUGAUGUUGCUAGUUUGCGUGCUCAGAAAAAACGUCGUAGUACUUCUUCUGAUGGUUUCACUCGUCCCCGUCCGGAGGACGAAGAACGUUGGAAACGUAUUGCUGAAGAGGAUGGUGAAGAAUUUAUGCAGCAAUUGCGAAAAUAUAGUGUCGCACAACGUAUAUCAGAAAAGGAACGAGAUGCUGACUGGCAACGACGCCGAGAGCAAGCUCGUAAUCCACAUUUCAUUAAUUAUUUAACUGACCGAACAGCUGAAACUGGUCAAAAAGUACGUCUCGCUUGUGCAGUGGGUGGUCCAGAGUUAUCGGUCAAAUGGUUCAAAGAUGGUCGACAGUUGGAACGUGAUGCUAAUCAUCGUAUAAUAAAUAAUAAUGAUAUUUUGGCUCUUGAAAUUGUAAAUACAAAUCCCAUGGAUUCCGGAGAGUAUACAUGUGUCGUAGCAAAUAUGAAUGACGAAGUUACGUCCGCUUGUAUUGUAACAAUCUACGACGUUUACAAAGAUGAACCUAAGCCUCCAUCAUUUAGACUGAUAAGAGAGUAUUAUCAUUUACGAGAUGACGAACUUACAAUCGAAUGCCAUGUCCAUGGUGUGCCACGUCCUAUUAUUACAUGGUGGCGUGGUGCAUUCGAAAUUAAACCAAGUUAUAAAUUCACGCUUUUGGAGGAGGCACAUGGUGUAUGUAAAUUACUUAUUUAUAAACCCUCAAAUAAGGACAGCGGAUCAUAUAUCUGUAAAGCUAUAAAUGCUUCUGGCGAAGCGCAGAUCACUCACUCGGUCGAAGUUGCUAAAAACAGACAUUUCCAUGUGCACGGAAUAUUCCAUGCACGAAAUCAAAUUCAAAAGGAUAAGGAAAAGGCAGCUAAAAAAGCAAUGGAAGAAGCUUUAAAAUCAAAGGAGGAAUCAGAUAAGAAAAGAGCUGAGGCAGAGCCUAAAGCCAAAAGUUAUCGUGCUUCUCCUGAACCAAUGGUUUCACCUAAGCAGAAAUUAAAGUUCGCUACACAAUUACGUGAUCGCAUGGCUCUUGAAGGCACAACAGUAAAAUUUGUAUGCACAGUAAUUGGCCCCGAUCCAAAUUGCCGAUGGAUGAAAGACGACAAAUUUGUUGUUGUUGGAGGAAAUGUGCGAAAUCUAUCUGAAGAGGGUAAAGCUAUAUUAGAACUGCGAAACGUAUCAGCAGAAUCGUCAGGCGUUUAUAAGUGUUUAGCCAAGAAUGAACACAGCGAAGUAGAAACUUCGUGUUAUUUUAAGGUGUACCCUGCCCAAGCCGAUGGCGAUGAACAAGAACCAAUGUUCGCACUACCAUUGCGAGAUGUUUACCAUUCGUCUGAAAAUGAUCUUAUUAUCGAUACAAAGGUGCGCGGCAACCCGCGCCCUCUUAUAUCGUGGAUAAAAGACGAUUUACCAGUUGUUUUAGAUGAUCGCAAAGUGCAAAUCGAUCAUUUGGAUGGUCUAUGCGAAUUGAUCAUUAAUAAGCCAACAUCGAAUGACAGCGGAGUAUACACUUGUGUAGCUGAUAAUAAAUUGGGCAGCCAAAAAAUUACUCACACAGUUGUUGUUGAACCCAUACAAACCUCAAGACGUUCAAGCAUUUUGUCAGGCAUUAUGUCAGAUACAGACUCCGCAGCUGCUGCAAAGGGAGAGAAAAAGUCUAAAGAUGAUAGUGGUAAACCACCCAAAGCAAAGAAGAAGGAUGAAGAGGGUGAAGGUACUUACGAGCGAAAAAGCAAGAUGCCCGAUCCUACACCAAAACAACAAUUGUACUUUAUUGCAAAUCUAUCGAACCGCUAUGUAGCUGAGGGUUCUAAAGUAAAACUACAAGCUGUUAUUGGUGGACCUGAUCCAACAAUUAAGUGGCAAAAAGAUGAUCAAAACGUCACAUAUGGACCACGUAUACGCAAUAUGAAUCGUGACAGCUUGGCUGUACUUGAAUUUUUAAAUGCGUCUGCUGAAGAUUCUGGUACAUAUUCCAUAAUUGCACAAAAUGAAUUUUGCAAGAUAACUACAUCAGCUCUUCUACAUGUAUAUCAACCUAAAGUUAAUUUAGAUGUUCAGCCUUGUUUCGUGCGGCCAUUAAAAGAAACUUACCAUCUAAAUACAAAUGAGUUAAUUAUGGAAACAACUUUACGUGGUCAACCUACUCCAGAAGUUCAAUGGUUUAAGGAUAGUAUGGAAAUUCAAUCUGGUGGAAGAUUCCAAAUAAUAGAACAUCAAGAUGGCACUUGCGAAUUAACUAUUGAUAAUCCAGAUAAUAAAGAUUCUGGAAAAUAUGUUGUUAAGGCAGAAAACCGAGCUGGCAAAAUGGAGAUAUCUCAUUACAUGAUGUUUGAAGGAAAGGCAUCACAUAUUGCUGAAAAUAUACAUGGUAUAUUCCACGCAGAUAAAAGCUUACUCCGUGCAAAGGAAGCUGAAGCGCCUGUGGAAGAAGUCGUUAAAGCGCCAGCUGAAGGAGAAACCGACCAAGAAGGAGAAGGAGAAGAAGGUAAGGGGAAGCGACGUGGCAAGCGUAAAGGAGCCAAGAAGGCUGAUGAUGAAGAGGAGGGUGUAUCAUCAGCUACGGAUUAUGCUUCAGAUACUGGUAGCAUGAAAGAAAGAAAACGAGAAAAGGUUAUUGGUAUACACUUCGCAACCAAUAUAAAAGAUCGAGUGGUUGCGGAAGGUUCGAAGGUAAAAAUCUCAUGCUUCUUAGAAGCUAAAGAACCGAAUGUAAAAUGGUUCAAAAACGGUGAACAAAUUCAGAAUAGCCCUAAAAUAAGAGGACGUUAUAGUGAAGGUUUAUGUUUGUUGGAAAUCAUGAGCGCAACAACUGAAGACAGUGGCCAAUAUAUGUGUACUGGUCGUGAUGAAACUGGUGAAGCCUCAACUAUGUGUAAGCUGGAAGUUUAUAGCAGCCCCGGUAGUGGUGAUGUACCACCUACAUUUACACGUAACAUUAAAGAUACUGCACAUCCAAAAUUAAAUGAACUUAAAUUAGAUGUGCACGUACGCGGUUUGCCAACACCAUCAAUUUCAUGGGUAAAGGAUGGUGUACGAUUGGAAUCUAGUGACAAAUAUCAACUUAUUGAUCAUGAUGAUGGUACAUGUGAAUUAAUUAUUAAUGAACCACUUCAAAGUGACAGUGGUAAAUAUAUAUGCCAAGCUGAUAAUCGUGAAGGCAAAGCAGAAAUUAGUCACAUUGUUAAUGUUGAGCCGCGUAGAAUGCGGCCAAUUUCACCACCAAGAGAAGCCAAACCACCAAUUAAACCUGAAGCAGAAGAAGGUGAAGAGGGCGGUGAGGAAAAGGAAAAGAAAAAGAAAAAAGCAAAAGAUACAGAAGAAGAGACAACUUCUAGACGAGAAGCACCUCCACCACCAGAUCUAAAAAAAUAUCUAUAUUUCAUGAAUUUCUUAUCUAAUCGUACAGUUAAAUCAGGUAGUAACGUUAAGUGGAUGGUUAAUAUUGAUGGUCCUGAUCCAACUGCACGUUGGUUCCAUGGUGAUCAACCUAUUGCUUUCGGACCUAAAAGUAAAAUGGCUUGUCAAGAUGGUAUAGCUUGGUUAAACUUAAUUGGUGUAACCGAAGAAGAAAGCGGUGAAUACACUCUAAAGGUAAAGGGAUCAGAAAAUGAAAUCAUUAGCACUUGCAAUCUUUUCGUCUAUAGCGCUGGCAAGGUAGAAUUAAUUUCACCCACUUUUACAGUAGGCAUUAAAGAUACUUAUUCUCUUAAUGAGAAUGAAUUAGUCUUGGAUUGUCGUGUACGUGGUAAGCCACGUCCGGAAGUACAAUGGAUGAAGGGUAACGAUCUUAUAACGAAUGAUAAUAAAUAUCAGCAAAUCGAUCAGUCCGAUGGUCUAUCAAAACUUAUUAUCACCAAUCCAACUGAAAAGGAUUCGGGCUUGUAUGUUUGUGUUGCACGAAAUGAAGUAGCUGAGAAUAAAAUUACACAUCAAGUCGAUUUUGUGGGCCGUGAACGUUUCACAUUGGAAAAAACACACGGAUACUUCCACCGCGAUCCAAAUAAGCCACAUUUUAUCAUGCCACUUGGUAAUCAAACUGUCUGCCCUGGUGGCACUGUUGCUAUUAGUGCUGAAUUUACUCAAACUAAUACACCCAUUGAUGUGCAAUGGUAUCGCAAUCGUCAAUCAUUGCAUGGUUUGCCAAAUAUAAAAACAAUGAGUGAUCGUGGUGUAUAUACGUUAGCUAUUCUAAAUGCUACACCUGAAGUUGAGGGUACAUAUACCUGCCGUGCCUCAAAUGCUUUCGGACGUAUUGAAUCACAUGCUAGUGUCGACGUUUCCCUUGGUGAAACAAAGGACGAACGGCCACCAUUGUUCCUUUCUAGACCAGAACAAGAAAUGAAAAUUGCGAUUGGCGAUCCGUUCUCACUUUCAUUCAGAAUUGCUGGCGAUCCAAAACCGAAACUCUUUUUCAUGAAGGGCACAAAAGAUAUCACAAAAUCUGAACGUGUUAGCAAAGAGGUUUCUGACGAUUAUACAAGAUUUACGGUUCAAAAAGCGGUAGUUGCCGAUUCCGGUACUUACUUUGUUGUUGCACGUAACAACUUUGGCACAGACAGAAUAUUUGUAACCAUCACAGUAUUACCUCGCACACGCUCUGAAACACCAACGGUACCACGUUGGGGUCUACCCCUAGAGAGUUUUCCAGAUGUUUCAUAUUUCAGAGAUCCCCCUGGUCCCAUUUCAACGGAACCACUGGUUGUGGACUCUGGACCAACACACAUCAGUUUAUCAUGGGGUAAACCAAUUAGCAAUAAUUCUGCUCCAGUAAUUGCAUACAGAGUAGAUGCCUGGAUUGUAGGCCAUGAAGGUGGUGCUAUGUGGCGAGAAUUAGGUCUAACGCCAAUAACAUCCUUUGAUGCUUUCAAUUUAAAACCAAAUAUUGAAUACCAUUUCCGUGUUACACCUAAGAAUCGCUAUGGAUGGGGACCGUCGAUGCAAACUACCUCACCCUUACAAGUUGGUGGUGCUGAAUGUUUGCCUGAGUUUGUUAAAAUUUUACCAGGGCAAAUGAAGGCUUUGCUCGGUUCACAGUUUGUACUAGAGUGCACCGUACGUGGUGCACCACGUCCACAAAUCACGUGGUACAAGGACGGUAUGCAGUUAAGCACAAAAUCAGAUCGCGUCAGAAUCAAGCAAUUAGGCUCAACUUGCUCGCUUAUGUUAAUGCAAGUAUGUGAAAUGGAUACUGGCCGAUACACUUGUGAGGCAACUAAUUCCAAAGGUCGUGUCUCAACAUUUGCACGAUUGCAGGUUGUUUCCGAUCCAAAAGUUUACGAAGCUGAUCAUAAAUUAAAAGAAAUUGUACGUAACGAUACCUCAUCGAAUAUGAUUGGAGAUACUCUGCCUAUUUUCACAAUGCGUUUGCGUGAUCGCCGUAUACAGGUGACAUAUCCAGUUCGGCUCACUUGCCAAGUAGUUGGUUUUCCGACGCCAGAUAUUACGUGGUAUAAGGACAAUGAGCCAUUGACAUCAAAUCGUCGUUGUGUUAUUACUGAUGAAGGUCAAUUUCAUACUUUAGAACUAGUAAGCACAUCGCUUGAUGAUAGUGGUUCUUAUACAUGUACGGCUAAAAAUGAACUCGGCUCUGUAUCUUGCCACUGCUCACUAGUUGUUGACAAGGGAAUACGUGCUUAUAUAUCCCCAGAAUUUUAUAUGCCACUUGAUCCUUUAUACAUAUAUCAAGAAGGGCAGGAAAUUCGUCUAACUGCUAAGGUUGAAGCAUAUCCCUCAGUAGGUGUAUCCUGGCAUCGUAAUGGUGUGAAAUUACGUCCAAGUCGUAGAAUCCUCGCUUCCCUUGACUGUAAUGGUUUUGUAGAAUUGGUAAUUGCUGAGGCUACAUUACGUGAUGCUGGCAUUUAUGUUUGUGUAGCCUCUAACGCUGUCGGUAAAAUUGAGACCAGUUGCCGAGUUGUUAUCGAAGAAGCGGAUGAAGAUCAACAGCAGUCCAAACGAUCAAUACCAGCAAUCAGAAAAACAGAUAUGCCUUACUCAAAGGAACCGCUCUUUGUGGUAAAGCCUAGAUCUAGCGAAGCUUACGAAGGUGAUACUGUCAUAAUAUUUUGUGAAGUGGUUGGUGAUCCAAAACCAGAUGUCGUUUGGUUACGUGAUUUCUUAAAUCCCGAGUACUACAAGGACGCUCCACAUUUCCGACGCGUAGGAGACGGUCCUGAAUACAGACUAGAAAUACCAAGCGCUAAAUUAGAUUUUACAGGCACUUAUUCAGUUAUUGCCACCAAUUGUCAUGGAGAAGUAAAAGCUGUAAUUUCAUUGCAAAUCUAUGCUAAAGAUAUCCUAAGGCAAAAAAUGGAGAAAGGAUCCAUAAGACAUGGAAAUGUUGAAACCCUUCCACACUUCAUAAGGCAUUUACGUAACUUACGCUGUUGUGAUGGUGACUCUAUAACUUUAGAAUGUCAUGUGGAGGGAUUACCAGAACCAUAUAUUAUUUGGGAAAAAGAUGGUCGAGUAUUGCCCAGUGAUAAAGAGUUUUCGAUGUCCUAUGAUGGUAUAAAAGCAACUCUAAGCAUACCUCGCGUUUACCCUGAAGACGAAGGAGAAUUCACAUGUGUUGCGAAAAAUAACUUAGGUCGUACGCUUUCCUCAGCUUGUAUUAUAGUCGAUGUACCAGAGGAAAAAGAAAAUAUGUUAAACAGACAAUUAUCCCGGCCAACUGGUUUGCUUUCAGCAAGCUCUACGCCAAUUUCAACUCCACGUUCCACACCAAAUAGAAGCUUUUCACCUAUGAGGCUUUCAUAUCGCAACUCAAGCAUUGAUAUUGGUAGCAGUGAACAAAGACGCUAUACUGCACAACAGCAGACAAUUUCAGCUCCUAAAUUUUUAGCUAUACCACAUAGUCGAGUUGUAGAAGAAGGUGAUAGUGUACGAUUUCAAUGUGCCAUUGCCGGUCAUCCAACUCCAUGGUCUACAUGGGACAAGGAUGGUAUGAUCGUAAUACCAACCACACGUAUAUCUGUGAAAGAAAUAGAUGAUCUACGUUUCUUAGAAAUCGAUGAGGUGACAUUUGAUGAUGCUGGCUUAUAUCGUAUAACUUUAGAAAAUGAUUAUGGUCGAAUAGAAGCUACGGCACGAUUGGAUGUUAUUUGCAGUAGGCGCUAUUCAAAAUCACCUUCUUCACGUAGUGUAAGAGCUUCGUCUUCACGACGAAAUGCUUAUAUACGCCGUCGAAUAAUGGGACCAUCCACUGCAAUUGGUGGGCGCAUGGCACUCGCUGCAGGUUUUAGAGGUUCUUCAGUUCCAGCAUGUAAAUUUUAUCAUAAUGAUUCUGAGCUUUUGGAGUCUAAUAGAGUUCAUAUCGAGGUUUUCUCAAAUGAAGCAGUUCUUUUUAUUGACAAUUGCACAUAUGAUGAUAGUGGUACAUAUACAUGUAUUAUUGAAGGCGACCAUGAACCAAUAACAACUACAGUUAAUGUCAUUAUUCAUGACCAAAAAUUAAUAAAAUCGUUUUUACCUAAAGAAUCGCGUAUUACAAAACAUUUGCCGGAAGAAACGCAAUCAGUUGAAAGAGAAACUAUUGAUCUUAGUUUUGAGUUUGAUUGCAGUCUACCAUAUAGUUAUGUUUGGACUCGUAAUGGAGAUGUCAUAAAUGAUAGUGAUGAUUUCAAUUAUAUUGAUCAUGGCAAUGGUAUACUAUGUUUACGUAUUCAUGAUGCAUUCGAUCUGGACUCUGGAAUUUAUGCUUGCAAAAUAACAACAAUUGAUGGUUAUAGUUGCUGCACUUCUGGUCAAUUAACAGUAUUUGAAAGCGUUGCUGAUGACACUCCAAUAUUACUUAAAACCCCACUCCCUGCAAUAGCAUACCUGGGCUCUAAGGCUUCGUUCUGUGCUAAAAUACAUUCGAGCGGUAAACAAAGACUACCUGUUGAAGCAAACUGGUACGUUUGUGGACGUAAAGUUACUGUGGCUGACUCACCUGAACUUACGUUUGAGUCUUCCGCCGCAAACGGUUUACAUGUGCUUCAUAUAAAUAACGCCAAACAUACCCAAAGUGGCGAGGUACAAUUCAGCGUCUCAUAUCCUGGCAAACCAACACACAUACGCACCUAUACGAGUCUUGUAGUGCUACCAACUGCAGCUGCCACAAAUGACUCUUCAACGGUGGAACAUAUAGAAUCAACAAUUUUGCCAAACGUUGAAUUGGAACCAACAGAUUUUCCACCUUAUAUAUUGUUGGGGCCAGAAGAUUGUACGGCACUUAUAGGUGGCAGCGUUAAACUCAGCAUAUCAUUUGAGUCGAGACCAAAGGCACAAAUAAAAUGGUUCAAAGCGUGCCGUCCAAUAACGGAGAAUGAGCAUAUAACGAUCAUAACGACCGAGAACAGUUCAACAAUUUAUUUAACAGAUAUAGUAGCCGAUGAUAGUGGUAAAUAUACAGUCGAAGUUAUGAAUGAGCUAGGCACAGACAUGGCUGCAGCAUCUGUAGCGGUGUACUCAAAACCUGACCCGCCAAGUGGUAAGCCUAGUAUUUCGUCUGGACCCGAUCGUAUUGCAGUUGCUUGGUGUGGUCCACCAUAUGAUGGUGGUUGCAUGAUAACAGGAUUUAUCAUUGAGAUGCAACAACUGUCGGCUGGACUUGAAAGCAAUUCAGCGCCAGAAUCUGAUUGGCAAGAAGUAGCAACAGUUGUCGACUCUCUAGCGUACACUGUUAAAAACCUGAAACCGCAAACAGCUUAUAGGUUUCGAGUGCGCGCAGAGAAUGUGUAUGGCCGCAGUGAACCGAGUUUACCAAGUGAUCGUGUUGAAUUAGCGGCAGAAGACUUGUCAGUGGAAGAAAUAGAUUUCAAUCGGCCUAUCUGCGUUAAGUCUGGAGGUGAUUUUAAAAAUCGUUUUGAAAUACUCGAAGAAUUGGGAAAAGGGCGCUUUGGUAUAGUUUAUAAAGUACAAGAGAAAGAGGAACCACACCAGGUGCUUGCCGCUAAAAUUAUUAAAUGCAUUAAAUCCCGAGAUCGUGAGAAAGUGAAAGAAGAAAUUUCCAUAAUGAAUUCUCUCAAACAUCCAAAGCUCUUGCAAUUGGCUGCAUCGUUUGAAAGCGCAAGAGAAUUAGUUAUGGUGAUGGAAUACAUAACUGGUGGUGAGCUUUUCGAACGCGUUGUAGCAGACGAUUUCACAUUGACUGAAUUAGAUUGUAUAUUAUUUUUGCGACAAAUUUGUGAGGGUGUGGAUUAUAUGCACAGCCAAUCCAUUGUACAUUUGGACUUGAAACCAGAAAAUAUUAUGUGCCAUACGCGUACAAGUCAUCAAAUAAAAAUAAUUGAUUUCGGCUUAGCCCAACGUUUAAAUGACACUUUACCGGUGCGUGUAUUAUUUGGCACCCCAGAAUUCAUACCACCAGAAAUUAUAAGUUAUGAACCAAUCGGCUUUCAAUCGGAUAUGUGGAGUGUUGGCGUUAUUUGCUAUGUACUUUUAUCAGGGCUCUCACCUUUUAUGGGUGAUUCUGAUGUCGAAACAUUUGCCAACAUUACACGCGCUGAUUAUGAUUUCGAUGACGAAGCGUUUGAUUGUAUAUCACAAGAAGCUAAAGAUUUUAUAGGUAGUUUACUAAUACAUCGUAAAGAGCGACGACUUACUGCUAAGGAGUGUCUGAAAUCAAAAUGGUUAACUCAAGGACAUGAUGAAAAUCUGAGUAACAAUAAAAUUUGUACUGACAAACUAAAGAAAUUUAUUAUAAGACGCAAGUGGCAAAAAACUGGCAACGCAAUUAGAGCUUUAGGCCGCAUGGCUACAUUAUCUGCUUCACGCCGUAAUUCCGCUGUUUCCAAUUCCUUACCCACCAGUCCCAGACCCUCAGUGUCGGGUACAUCUAUUUUCAAUCCAAAUUUACCUGCACAAAUGAGUUCGUUGCAUGAGGAGGAUGACGAUUUCAGUAUAGAGUUACCAACUCUGGAUGCCCAACGCAGAAUGCAGCAAUCAUUAAAAGUGCGUGACAAAUCUUAUUGCAGUGAACGCAGUGAUUCCGGCUAUAGCGAAUGCUCCACAUGCAGUGGUGGUCCAUGUCACUGUAUACACGCGACCAAAGACUCUGAACGCGAUGGUUCAGAAACAGUAAGAGACGAAAGCACAGUAUUGUCAAUUGCUGUACCGCAUGAUGUACUUAAAUCGAAGCUAGAACUUAUUGUCAAGCAUUCUGAUGCCAUAAUCAGCAGCGAAGGAAUAAAAGAAAAGAUGCUUAUUACAGGAAAACAAUAUAAACAUGAUAUCGGGAUCAAUGAAAAUCGUGAACAGCAAGUAGAAAUACAGUUCGCUUCCUCAGGGGAAUUAACGACUGGUACGACAGUAACUACAACAACGAAGGAACCGAUAAUGCGUUCCGAUUUUACAAACACAAUAAAAAUGCGCAAAAAGUCUCUUGAAAAUAGUGUAAUACGAGAAAAAGUCAAACAACCGAAAGCCGUACUAGAAACUUCUGGAAAGGUUUCUAUGUUAAAAACCAAAUUUAGCUGUCCUGCAAAUAAUAGUUUAACAGUGAGUCACGCCGCUAGCAUUAACAGAAGUUACAAGAGCAAAGAUUGUAUGGAUUUAGCAAAGAAUAAAAAUGUUUUGAAUCGUUUUGCCUGCAAUAAUAAAACAAAUGGCACACCACAACUUAUUCAAAAAUCCGAGCCAGCACAGUCUAUUUCCAUGCCAAACUCACCAUUACCAACGCGCGCAAAUGCGUCAAUCCGGUUAAGUCCCCGGGUUAGAGAGGCUACAGAACGUCUUUCACAACAGCAAACUAUUUCUAGUUCGAUACGUAGAAACUCUCCAGAAAGAUUAGAAAAUAGAAAUGACAUAACGUCCGCGCAGCACAGCACUAGGCACAUACUUACCUUCAAAAAAUCAUAAAUUAUGUUUUUUAAAUGUUAAAAAUUUUGUUAAGAUUUUUUAUUUUAAGCGUCUCUGUUUGUUCUUGUUUUUAUAUUUAAUUUGUAUUUAAUAAGCAUUUUACUCAUUCAAUAACCCACAAUAAAACGAAAACUCGAAUGAAUAUUACACAUAUAUAUAUACAUAUUAAGCAUUAUUACAUAAAUUUAAUGUUUAUUUAUAUAUUUAUAUACACGUAAA
This is a messenger RNA of Teleopsis dalmanni, 12521 nucleotides long. Its product is annotated as muscle M-line assembly protein unc-89-like. The transcript is spliced from 21 exons. Gene Ontology annotation, biological process: protein phosphorylation. NCBI's taxonomy places the organism in Eukaryota, Metazoa, Arthropoda, Insecta, Diptera, Diopsidae. The record is from RefSeq and is a predicted model, not a curated record. Gene Ontology annotation, molecular function: protein kinase activity; protein binding; ATP binding. Bases 249 to 12302 code for a protein of 4017 amino acids.